This is a messenger RNA of Nezara viridula (southern green stink bug), 309 nucleotides long. Lineage: Eukaryota; Metazoa; Arthropoda; Insecta; Hemiptera; Pentatomidae. The record is from the annotation of a GenBank genome assembly.
AUGGGUUCUCCAGGUUCCUCUUCCCCGGAUUACUUCGGGGAACGUUGUGAGGUUGAGGAGUCUAGUGUUAGGGAAGCCGGAUUUUACAGCUUACCUCUAGAACGUGAGGUCUUCUUUCGCUUCGUAGCCUAUUUUGUAGCGGUGGGGUGAGAUAAUGACCCUCACCGAUCUACCAAAAAUGUGACGACCGCAGAUGCCAUUAGAGAGAGAACAGAUGAUGACCCAGAAGAAUUAGGACCGUGGUGGCGUUUGGGUAAUGUAGCAAGGUGCUCGCUGACGAACAAUAGUCUGUCAGAGCUGGGCUAUUAG